GACCCCCGGAGCCUCCAUCUCCUCCCCCCUCCCCUCCACGGCCCGCAGCCCUCCGGAGCUUCCGUCCCGCGAUGAAACAGACUCUGGGCGAACUGAUGAGGAUGAACAGGAUAUGCCGGAUGGUUUUCGCCACUUGUUUGGGAUCCUUUAUUCUGGUCAUCUUUUAUUUCCAGAGUAUGUUCCAGCCAGUCAUGAGGAGGAACCCCUUCAUGGUGGACGGCUGCUGUAGGAAAGGCUCCCGCAACGCCCUGCAGGAGCUCUACAACCCCACACAGCCGGAGCUGUCCGGAGCGGCCGUCCUCCACCAGGCCCGGAGGGACCAGGUCCUGGACGUCUGCCGGGUCAACAGCGCGUCCAGCCGGAAGCGGAGGGUCCUCACGCUGGGGGACCUCAGGCACCUGGUGGUGGACGAGGACCACGAACUCAUCUACUGCUACGUCCCCAAGGUGGCCUGUACCAACUGGAAACGGGUCAUGAUGGUGCUCACGGGAAGAGGCAAAUACAGCGAUCCCAUGGAAAUCCCGUCCAACGAGGCCCACGUUCCCUCCAACCUGAAGACGCUGAACCAGUACAGCAUCCCGGAGAUCAACCACCGCCUCAAGAACUACCUCAAGUUCCUGUUCGUGCGCGAGCCCUUCGAGAGGCUGGUCUCCGCCUACCGCAACAAGUUCACCCUCAAGUACAACUCGUCCUUCCACAAGCGCUUCGGCACCCGCAUCGUCCGGCGCUACCGCAAGAACGCCACGCAGGACGCCCUGCUCAACGGCGCCGACGUCAAGUUCAAGGAGUUCGCCGAGUACCUGGUGGACCCGGCCACGCAGCGCGACCGCCCGCUCAACGAGCACUGGCAGACCGUCCACCAGCUGUGCCACCCCUGCCACAUCCACUACGACAUGGUGGGCAAGUACGAGACGCUGGAGGAGGACGCCAACUACGUCCUGCGGCUGGUGGGCGUCGGCGACUCCUUGCGCUUCCCGACCUUCGCCAAGUCCACCCGCACGACGGACGCCAUGACGGCUCAGUUCUUCAGCAAUAUCAGCACCGAGCAGCAGAUCCAGCUCUACCAGCUCUACAAGUUGGACUUCCUGAUGUUCAACUACUCGCUUCCCAGCUACCUGCGCCUGGACUAGCGCCGCCGGCCCCGGGACCGCCGCUUUUCAGAGACAGGCAACACAAACAGGCCGAGGGCAGAGUUUUAUGGAAGCAAACUUGAUUUUAAAAACUGUCGUCCUACCUUACAGGCGUGGCGUCUGAAAUCGAUAUUUAAGCCGCCGCCACGCGACUCGGGGGUGCAGCGGGCGGACGUCCAGGCGGGAGGCGCGGAGGGUUUUCCCCCGGGAUAACCGGACUGAGAGCAUGCGGACUGAAGUGUGUGGGUGAAGCAGGUCUUCAAGGCGUUUGAGAAGGGGGGAGGUUAUCCUGCAGGGGAUUCUCCUGACGGCGUUCCCGACACGUUUCAACAAACUGCUGACAAAUUAGGCCGCUUCAGAUUCUGCAAAAGCCUUGCACGCGCCCUGACCCCCCUCACCCGACCCCCCUCCACCAGUGCAUAGUGGGAGCUGAGCUUACCUCCCCCUCCGCCCGCGAUCGAUAGAGAAACUCCGUCAAAUUGUAAAGCACGCCCUUCACCGCGGCGUUAGCGCCCACCGCCCUCGCCCUCAUCACAUUCAUACGUUUCGGGGGACGUCGGUUCAAGGAUGACCUGGAACUGAUGGCUACUGAGGAGCCGUCGCCCCCGGCUAAUGGCUUCGACGCCGGCGAGUUGCCGUUGGAUUGUCGGCAGGUUGAACCGCCCAUGGACUCCCGCCGCAGCGUGGAAGUGCUUAAAAAAAAACAAAACAUCAUGGCCUGUAACACCAACCAUCCUUAACACUGAGCUCCGGGACGUGGACAGGAAGGUACGAGGCGCGGGACAGACGCGCCGAGGCCGCCGUGGAGUGAAGAGACGGCCUGCGGGGCUGUGGACGGGUUCCAGGCUCUGGACCUCAUGACCACCAGGCCCCCCCCCCCGUGAGGGGCCAGCGGACACGCCCACCAGGCCCCUACUCCAAUAACCAAACAUGUUUUCCAGUAAAUUAUCCUUUUGUCUUCAUGUUUAUGUUAUUGUCUGAUGAAUAAUUGCUGCGAGCAGCAAUGACUAAAGAUUAUUUAAAUGGGUUUGUUGGUUAAACUAAGAGAGAAAGAUUUAAUAUUUUGGGUUUUUUGUUGUUUUGUGUUUCUUCCUGGGCCGAUGAACAACACUUUCACAUCAUCAUGCUGGUUUCUUUCUUCACGGUUUGCCUCUGAAACGUCAUCAGUACGUCACAGCAUCUCUCAUCUCUAACGCUGAGUGCUCCGCCGGCUUCGUCCCUCUGUGCCUCAGAUUUACGCUUUCUGGGUUAUUUUCACAUUUGGUGCCAGAAGCAGCCACAGCAAAAGACAGGACACUCUACUGACUCUAUUCCCACCUGCGAUCAGACUGUUUAACCCUCUUUAAAAUGCUUUCAGCUACUGAAAAUUUGCACAUUUUCUUCCAAAAGCUUUACAGUUCGGUAGUAAAGGAAAAACACUUUGGGCCAUUUUAUGUCACACAGCAGGAGCUUCAAGCAUAGAUAAAUGGCCACAGAUAUAUGUUUAUGGCUACUAGCAUUAGCGCCUCCACACAACAGCCUCCUCGGUGUGAUUUUCAGGAUGAUGGUUCCUGUUCAAGGCUAACGUCGUCUCAGAGGGAACGAUCGAGGACACUAUAGACAGAAAUAUUUCACUUUACAUCCCUCAUUCUUUCAAAAAGAUCUUUUCUUUUUUAAUCCUCUCGUCCUCUGACUAGACGGAGUAUUCAGAGUCCUUGUAAAGUAAAUUCAGAUGGUAAUUUGUGAAUAAAAUUCAUUUCAUUUCAAUGUGGAUGAGGAGAUAUCGAUAUGAGACAUUUCCUCCUCUAAGGUCACAGAGGUAGAGAGAAGAGCUUUCCGAUGAGACAAAUUGAUUUUUCCUCAUUAUUUUCUGUAAGAAUACAUAAGAAAAAAAACUUAUAUAAGAGGCUCUCGUUGUCGUUCCACACAAAUCCCUCCAGAGGUUUCCUACUGGUUCUCCUGAUCGAUCAAUUCAACCAGAAAAUAUCAAAAACAGCGACAAACCAGCGGAAGCUCCCAAACUUUUAAUGAGUUUUAUUGAAGGCACUUCUUGGACAGUGGUGCUGAGUUGCAUGUAGACAAACAUUUCCGGUAAUUCAGUGAGAAACUGAUGAUUUGUUGAAGCUGUAAACAGUGAGAUGGGUGUGAUUUGGGUCUGAAUGAGGCUCCUGGUGUGGAAGCAGCUCAGUGUGUCUCUGAGAUGUGGUAUUUAAACAGCAGACGCCUGUUAGAUGGUUUAUAACUCAAUAAUCUGAUGUGAAGAGCUCAGUGCAGACUCGGCAUUACAGCUUUAGAGUUGUUAAAUUUGGGCUGAAACAGUCUCGUGUUGUGUUAAAUGAAGUCGGGCAGUGAGAUGCUAGCAUGACUGGAAGAGCUCAGAUUCUGUACAUAAAUAGUUUUUGUCCUUCAGGGACCUGUUCUGGAGGCUGCAGACCUUUUCUCUCUUCAGUAUUUUCCUGUGUGAGGGUUCUACUGAGAGAGCCGCUGUGUUUUCCUCGUGCUGCUCAGACAUCUGGCUCUAACAGGGAGCAGAAGCUACCGGCCCGGCCUGCAGCCCCACCGAACAAUAGCUGUAUUCUCAGCAGGACGCCGCAUUAGCGCUCCCGCUGAUGUUAGCGCCGCGCGGCGUCUUACUCAGCACUUCCUGGCGGAGGCCCGGGCGCCCGGCGCUCCGGGCGCCGCGCCUCGCUUUAAACUGCUCGUUUAGCCCAGAAAGGAAGACGAAGGAGACACAGAGGAGCUCUCAGCCGUCCUCGUCCUCCUCGCUCCGGAGGAGUCCCUGUCGGAGAGGGCGGCUGAGGUCAGCACACAAAACCUGGUGGAAGGAAAUAGACUGAGACGGAAGAAAGAAUCUCCGCUGGCCGCCGACAGAACCAGGGCCCCUCAGUUUGGUCUUAUUCUAACUGGACCUUCAGUGUGAGGUCUGGUCACCCAGUUGUCCCACCACCCGGUUCCCCACGACUCUGCGUGGUCGUCCAGUCGCCCUGCUUCCCGUUCGUCCCGCCGCUCUGUCGUCUCAUCCCGUUUCCUGUGUUAGCCUAUUUAUUUAUCAACGACGUCCACUUUUGGACUGAACUGCUCAUAAAAAUGUUAUUUUUUCGCCAGAGCGAUUUAAUUUGUGUUUCCUGUUAUUUUUUGAAUUCCUACGACUCUGUAUGACGUGUGUGUGACAUAUGUUGAAAGUGACAGUUGAUCAGUGGACAAAAAAUGCUUUCUUGUUGAGUUUAAGUUAGCCAUUAGCACGUUAGCAUAGGUUAGCUUAGCUCAGCUCAGCAAAGAGAACGGAAACAUGAGGAACAAACAAGCUAACUCUGAUCAAAAAUGUACUUUUGGGAUAAAGGGGAAUGACAGAUUGCCAAUGCUACCAUGCUCAGAUCGGGCAGGUAAAAGAACUUUUUUCACAAUUAGCUUGUUAGCAUUGGAUAAUUAGCAAAAAGCACAAGGGAAGGUGAAGCUACUGACCCACUGAGGUACAGAACAUCCAAAUAAAAACAUUUUGAUCCGACAAUCUACCAGGCAGAAGGAUUUUAAAUUAUUAGGAGAUCCUUACUUUGAUCUCUCUGCCAGCACAUGCUAUUUUACGAUGUAGUUUUUUCCAUAGCUAUGCUAAGCUAUGCUAACUUUCUGCAGUAUCUGUAACAUGGAGGACCGUAUCGAGUGUGGUGUCAAUCUUCUUGGCUAAAGCUCAACAACAACGCGACGGGGUUCAUUCUCCACCUUGAGUUCUGUUUGAAGUCGUAGCUGAACCAGCGCAGCAGACCUGGUUAUUUAUGGCGCCAGACACAACAUUCAGCACUAUAUGUGACCCAGAAAACCGUCUCGAAUUUCACAUCGUGAGCACAGAGGGACGAAGUCGGCCAUGUUUUUUUUUUUUUUUAUCUCUCUGCCUGUUUCAUGUGGGAUAUUUCUGCCGUCCCGCUGCGGGACUCUUUUGUACAGUGUAGACAUGGUGUCAUUCAUCCUGCUGUUGUUUUUGAUGCUGUCAUGUUUGGAUGUGAUAAUGAAUGAUGACCACACACACACACACACACACACACACACACACACACACACACUCACAUUCAUUGUAUCCAGAGACACUGAGCCUCCUUCUCGGUCUGCUCUUCACAUCAGUGUAAUUAUAGGAAGACGAGGACCGGUGGGACUGAUAUUUACUUUAAAUCUUCAGGAGGAAUCCUGAGAUUAUCCUCAACAAUGUAAGAUAAACCCCCUGGGAGGUGCUGGGGUUUUAAUUCAUAUAAGUUUACAGUUGAUUCUUCAGUCUGAACCUUUAUUUCAGCCAAUAUUAUCACACAGCUUCAGAUCGACUUGAGAAACACAGUUAACGCCUGGAAGAAUGUGUUUCUUUCACCAUUCACACUCUGGAAAUCCAUUUCUCACACACACACACACACACACACACACACACACACACACACACACACACACACACACACACACACACACACACACACUGAUGUGGAUGAAUGUUCUCCAACACGAUGAACCCAGUGGCAUGUCUGAGGGAGAAAUCCUUCUGCAGUGGUCAUGAGCUGAUAGUUCAGUGUUUCUGUCCACUGAUCCGGUCGGUUCCCAGCUUUCCUUUCCCCGGGAGUUCGUCCAGAAAUGAACCCAGAACAUUACAGUGGCAGCAGACAAGAGCAGGAUCCUUCAAAAUAAAAGCAUUUGGAAGAUUACAAGUGUGUUCUGGAUUCCAGAAAGUG
Messenger RNA from Salarias fasciatus (jewelled blenny), 5812 nucleotides. RefSeq names its product carbohydrate (chondroitin 4) sulfotransferase 11 (gene chst11). The record is from RefSeq and is a predicted model, not a curated record. Gene Ontology annotation, biological process: proteoglycan biosynthetic process; carbohydrate biosynthetic process. Gene Ontology annotation, molecular function: sulfotransferase activity. Gene Ontology annotation, cellular component: membrane. The transcript is spliced from 4 exons. NCBI's taxonomy places the organism in Eukaryota, Metazoa, Chordata, Actinopteri, Blenniiformes, Blenniidae. The coding region runs from base 72 to 1130 and encodes 352 amino acids.